UCAGGCACAUACAAAAAUGUUUGCUCUUCGUAUGUCUUUGGUGAUCUUGGUCGCCGAUGUAUGGGCAAAAACGCCCUUCAUGAGCGAGUAUGAGUUUUCCCGCCGAAGAGAUGAGUUGAUCAGGGAAGAGAGAGAAUAUGCUGGGCACCUAAGGGAGCUGACUGCAGACGAAAAAAUUGUCGACAACUACUUAGAAUAUCUCAAAUGGCAAGAAUUCAUAGCUACAGAGGACAAAUUCUUACCCUCGGUAGGAUUGGAAGGAGUCCUUGAUGAUAUUGUAAACUCCAAAGUUUUCAAGACUUUGAAGAAAUUCCCAAAAGGUGGAAACAUGCAUCUGCAUGAAAAUCAUAUCCUCAGCAAAAAGAAAAUGCUUGACAUCGUCUUUGCCUCCGAAGACUUUGAGCACCUCCAUGUCGCUGUGGAUGUACCGGAAUCUAAAAAAUGGCGUCUGGAUUUCUUCCUUAACCCACCGGCAGGUUGGGAAAAAGUGAAAGGCAAUCCAAAAUAUACCAAAGAAAAACUUCUGCCGCAUAUGACCAUGAUGGGAUCAAUGACAGAGUUUGCUAAAGUUAACCCCACGAACAGCGCACGGAGAUGGGAAGAGAUGGACCCCAUGUUUAGCAGACUGGGGUCAAAGGUCAUCGCCAACGUAAACAUUAAAUUUAAAUAUCUAGAGAGUUACCUGAAGGCAGCGUUGGAAGAGAACGUACAAUAUCUCGAGGCACGGUCUUCAAUCUCCAGCCGACUGUACACCCUAGACCCCGACCCGAAAUAUAACUCCACAGGCGGCAAGAGGUACAUAGAUGAAACUGGGGGAGAAUACGAGCUUCAAGAAAAUAUCAAAUUCAUCGAAGGGUUCGUCAAAAAGAAUCCCGAGUUUAUUGGGAUGCGGAAGAUCGUGAACUCUUACCGGGGUGCCUCCGUGAGCGAGAUGUAUGGCGACAUGGAGAAGGCUGUGCGUUUGUAUCAUAAGUACCCCAGCUACAUUGGUGGUUUCGACAUGGUAGGGGAAGAGGACAAAGGCAACUCCCUCCUUUAUUUCAUGAAUGACUUUAUGAAGAUGUAUGAUAAUACCACAGGUAAAAGCCUUGUUCCGUUUUACCUGCAUAAUGGCGAAACCAACUGGCCUGACGAUUUGGAGUCCUCCACGAACAAAAAGGACCCCGUAGGAACUCUCCAGAACACAUACGAAGCCGUGCUACUCGGUGCCAAACGUGUCGGCCACGGGCUGGGCUUCUUUAAGCACCCUUAUCUUUUAAACAAACUGAAAGAGCACCAGACUGCCAUUGAAAUUUGCCCUGCCAGUAACCAGUUGCUUGGUUACGUCCCCGACUUGCGAAAUCAUCCUGCCAAUAAUUUUAUUCGAAUGGGCGCGCCCGUGAUUCUUGGUGCGGAUGACCCUGCGACUUUUGGCUAUGACCAUUUCACUGUAGAUUGGUACGAAGCGUUCAUGGGGUGGGGGCUUCGCCUUCAGGAUUUGAGGCACCUUGCCAUCAAUUCACUCAAGUAUAGCACCAUGCCGAAGGAAGACAUAAAUGCUGCCAUAAAGGAUAAAUGGGAACCAGCGUACCAAAGAUUUAUCGCCGACAUAAAGAAAGAGGCAUGUGCCGUAGAUUUCGACGCCUCGACCAAUGCUCCAGCAAUCUCCAGAAUCGCUCCUCGUGAAGGUCCUAUGAAGCGGUCUACCAAAGUGUACGUGUUCGGUCGGAACUUCGAGGAAGGUAUCUGCAAGGGCGUGCGCUGCAAGUUUGGUAAUGCCGUCGUCCCUGGGUCUUACAUUUCUGGGCAGCACGUUUCUUGUAAUGUGUCGGGGUUGCGACGAAGAAAUAGAAAGGGUGCCGGAAAAUCAAAGGCAGUGGGUGUUGCAGUGUCUGUGGACGGUGGUGCCACCUAUAUUUCAUAUGACGGCCAGUUCACCUUUGUUCGCAACCUGUGAGUGAUGCAAAAAUGACUAUUUCGAAUGAUUUAUUUCACCUUUCAAGCGGACUGAAUAUUAGAAUUGACAGUAACGGAACGCAUUUUAUGCCUGACUUAUGAGCUAAGCUAAAUCUUA
Molecule: messenger RNA, 2053 nt
Organism: Lingula anatina
Lineage: Eukaryota; Metazoa; Brachiopoda; Lingulata; Lingulida; Lingulidae
Product: adenosine deaminase
Biological process (GO): adenosine catabolic process; inosine biosynthetic process
Molecular function (GO): adenosine deaminase activity
Source: RefSeq, a predicted model, not a curated record